AUGAGCUCAGGAACACUUCAGAAAACCACUGUCAGUAACUACAGUUGGUCGCUACAUCUGUAAGUGCAAGUUAAAACUCUACUAUGCAAAGCCAAAGCAUUUAUCAACAACACCCAGAAACAUUUCGAGUUGUUUUUUUGAAACUGUGGAAGUUGUUUCCUCCGGACCAAAGAGGAAUAGAACCAUGGGGACUGUUCUAGGGUGAAAGUGUUCUAGGCAGCAUGUGUGAUGGUGUGGGGGUGUAUUAGUGAUUGUUCUAGGGUGAAAGUGUUGUAGGCAGCAUGUGUGAUGGUAUGGGGGUGUAUUAGUGAUUGUUGUAGGGUGCAAGUGUUGUAGGCAGCAUGUGUGAUGGUAUGGGGGUGUAUUAGUGAUUGUUCUAGGGUGAAAGUGUUCUAGGCAGCAUGUGUGAUGGUGUGGGGGUGUAUUAGUGAUUGUUCUAGGGUGAAAGUGUUCUAGGCAGCAUGUGUGAUGGUAUGGGGGUGUAUUAGUGAUUGUUCUAGGGUGAAAGUGUUCUAGGCAGCAUGUGUGAUGGUGUGGGGGUGUAUUAGUGGAAAAGGGAUGGCUAACUUACACAUCUGUGAAGGCACUAUUCAUGCUGAAAGGCACAUACAGCUUUUGGAGCAACAUAUGCUGCAGUUCCCAGUGGGCCGCGUCCACCGUCUGCUCCGCAAAGGCAACUAUGGCGAGCGUAUCGGCGCCGGUGCUCCUGUCUACCUGGCAGCAGUGCUGGAGUAUCUGACCGCUGAGAUCCUGGAGUUGGCGGGGAACGCAGCCCGUGACAACAAGAAGACAAGAAUCAUCCCCCGUCAUCUUCAGCUGGCUGUCCGCAACGACGAGGAGCUCAACAAACUCCUGGGAGGUGUCACCAUCGCCCAGGGCGGUGUGUUGCCUAACAUCCGGGCUGUUCUGCUGCCCAAGAAACUUGAAAAGAGUGGGAGGUCUGUCCGUAAGAAUCUGGAAAAAUGGGAGGUCUGUCCAUCAGAAUGAAGAAGAGUUUGAGAUCUGUCGGUAAGAAUCGAGAAGAGUGGAUGGUCUUUCGGUAAGAAUCUAGAAAUAUGGGCGGUCUGUCCGUGAAAAUCAAGAAGAGUGGAAGGUCUGUCAAUAAGAAUUGAAAAAAAUGGGAGGUCAGUCAGUAAGAAUCGAGAAGCGUGGGAGGUCAGUCUGUAAAAAUGAAGAGUUGGAGGUCUGUUUGUAAGAAUCGAGAGUGGGAGGUCUCCCGGUAAGAAUCGAGGAGAGUGGAAAGUCUGUCGGUAAGAAUCUAGAACAAUGGGAGGUCUGUCCGUAAGAAUCGAGGAGAGUGGAAAGUCUGUCGGUAAGACUCUAGAAUAAUGGGAGGUCUGUCCGUAAGAAUCGAGAAGAGUGCAAGGUCUGUCGGUAAGAAUCGAGAAAAAUAUGAGGUCUGUCCUUAAGAAUCGAGAAGAGUGGGAGGUAAGUCCGUGAGAAUGAAGAGUGGGAGGUCUGUCAGUAAAAAUCAAGCAGAGUGGGAGGUGUGUCGGUAAGAAUCGAGGAGAGUGGGUAGUCUAUCGGUAAGAAUCGAGGAGAGUGGGGGUUCUGUCGGUAAAGGUGACGGUGGUCUUACCGAGCAUCUUGCUGAGGACGGCGUUAUGCAGGUCUGGGUUCUGCAAGGCCAGUCGUUUCCGCUCAUCUUUGGCCCAAACCAUGAAGGCGUUCAUGGGCCUGCGGAUCCUCUGCUCGCCCUUCCCAUCGCCUACCGCCAGGUCUGGACUCUGGCCCCCACCGGACCCGACCGAGGCGGUGCUCUUGGACUCCGCUCUCCCAGGGACUCCGGGGUCAUCGGGGAGAUUCCGCUCGAAACCCAAGUCGGGGCUGGAGGCGGCGGGGCUGGGGGUCCUGCCAGCCCACGAGGGGCCCAGGAAGGACACGGCCCCCCGAGACAAUAUGGGCUCCCCUAAACUCAUUCCAGGACUUUCUGCUCUGCCGAGGUCUCUCUCACGCUGUCAGGACUCGGUAAAGUUCCGGACCACGAACCCAGAACACGGACAUGAAGAUCGGAGCGGGGCCAGAACAUUCCUCGGGAGUUAGUCCACAAAGUCUUUUUUCUCAUCUGUGGGGCGCUUCAGUCCGCCACGCCAGGAACUUUGGGGACUUGUGACCACGGACUUUACCGACCCACUUUUAUAUAUUUAACCCCCCCCCCCUCCGGCCUCUCGGCCAAUGGAAGCCACUUAUGGCUGGGAGUUUAACCAAUGAGGUGCCAGACCACUGUGUGCAUGUGAGUGUGUGUGUGUGUGUGUGUGUGUGUGUGUGUGUGUGUGUGUGUGUGUGUGUGUGCGUGUGUGUGAGGAAACAGUGGCGGUCACAUAGGAAGAAAGAGGGAGAGGCAAAGUUUUUAGGCCCCCUCUACACACACACACACACACACACACACACACACACACACACACACACACACACACACACAGCAUACAGGGGAGAUGUAAUCAGAGCGGUUCCAUUGUUUCUGCUUAACCAAGAAUGGACCAUCUCUCACACACUUCAAUACACACAUUCAACACACACACGCAUUUCAAGGGACACACACGCACACACACACACACACACACACACACACACACACACACACACACACACGUAUGAAUUAACGUACACAACAACAAAUGGUGGCCCAAAUUCAAGUAGAAGUCUCCCAUGUGUUUUUAUGUCACCAGAAUUCCGCCAUCAUCGUAUUAAAUUACAUAUUAAAUGACAUUCUUCUUGUUAAAUGAUGUAUUAAAUGACAUAUUUUGCCUUUAAAGGGUAUAUUAAAGUACAUAUUGUGCAUAUUAAAUGAUGAAUUAAAUGGCAUAUUAUGCAUAUUAAAUUAUGUAUUAAAUGUAUUAAAUUAUGUAUUAAAUGACAUAUUAUGCCUAUUAAAUUAUGUAUUAAAUUAUGUAUUAAAUGUUGUAUUAAAUGCCAUAUUAUGCAUAUUUAAUUAUGUAUUAAAUGUUGU
This is a messenger RNA of Nerophis ophidion (straightnose pipefish), 2950 nucleotides long. Its product is annotated as histone H2A, sperm-like. Gene Ontology annotation, molecular function: DNA binding; structural constituent of chromatin; protein heterodimerization activity. Lineage: Eukaryota; Metazoa; Chordata; Actinopteri; Syngnathiformes; Syngnathidae. The record is from RefSeq and is a predicted model, not a curated record. Gene Ontology annotation, cellular component: nucleosome. The transcript has 2 exons. The coding region runs from base 529 to 987 and encodes 152 amino acids.